This is a messenger RNA of Mya arenaria, 1833 nucleotides long. RefSeq names its product oxidoreductase HTATIP2-like. The record is from RefSeq and is a predicted model, not a curated record. The coding region runs from base 127 to 816 and encodes 229 amino acids. Gene Ontology annotation, cellular component: cytoplasm. Gene Ontology annotation, biological process: import into nucleus. NCBI's taxonomy places the organism in Eukaryota, Metazoa, Mollusca, Bivalvia, Myida, Myidae. The transcript is spliced from 5 exons.
AAACCAAACUCAGCUGUCUAAAAAUAGCAUCAGAGCUAGAACGUUGAACGAUACUCUCGCAUUUAAUGUAUGUUUUGUGACAUACGGGAGCCUUUAGUGAGUGAAAUAUUGUGUUAAAGAAGAAAUAUGGCGAAUGCAGCGACAAGAAACGUGUUUGUGAUGGGAUUUACCGGUAAAACCGGUAAGGCGGUCGUAGAUACGCUUGCAAAAGACACAGAUUUUGGGCGGAUAAAAUUAUUAGGCAGACGACAGGUUGAAACGUCUGUAAAAGAAGAUUCUAGAUUCGAACAGUACGUGGUGAACUAUGACAAGAUUGAGGACCACACGGACGCGUUCUCGGGAUGUGAGGCCGGCAUCUGUUGCAUGGGAGGGUCCGGGGGACGCUCCAUGCCUGAUGACCAGUACAUAAAGAUCAACCUGGACUACGUCAUAAACAGCGCCAAGGUGGCCAAGGCGGCCGGGUGCCGCCACUUCCUUAUGGUGUCCGCGACUGACAGCGACAAGAAAAGUCGGGUGACUUACAGGCGGACUAAGGGCAUAAUGGAAGAACAGCUGCAAGAGCUUGGCUUUGAGAGACUCACUAUCGUAAAGCCAGGGUAUAUUUCUGGUCCAAGGGAGACAACACGGUUUCUGGACGUUGCGACUGGGGUUGUGUUUUUCCCGCUAAUUAAGCUCUUCCCUACCAAGUACUCCGUGCCGGCGGCAUCCAUUGCACUGGCCAUGAUCAACUGUAUCAAAAUGGCGGAACACCCGAGUGUGAAGAUUCUUGAAAAUAAGGACAUCCAUACAGUAGCCAAGGAAACCAAGGAGCCGUGAAUAUGCGAGGGGGUGCGGGGGGUAUUGGUAGCUAGCUCCAGAUGUCGGCUAUUGUCUCGAAUUGAACAGCCGUUGUGUUGUCGUUAUCGCUGUUGUCGUCUUCUUAUUUAAGAUAUUUCAUGAUGCGCCCGUUGAUUAAAGGGCGCCAUGAUUGCCAACGCUUGGAACUCGCAUUACCAAAGCUUCGACUCAAAUUCGCAUCUCUCUAGCUGAUAUUUAUGUUGAGUUGUUUCCCUUCCUAUGAAAAAAAGCAGACGAAUGUUGACCGUCAGAUGCGGUUUAAAGUAUAAAGUUUAUAAAACAAUGAUUAAAGACGUUUACUCCCGAAUAAGAUGUACCAAUUGUUUUAUUUUUCUGAAAAGUAUGAAUAAAUAUAAAAAAACAAUGGUUCUUAUGCAGGAUACCGUGUUUUAUGUGAAAAAAUGGUGCAAAAAAACACUGUAUUUCUACCUUAUGAGACGAUUGUUGAUGAAUGUAAAUCCUUUCUGACCCAGUAGUCAUUUAAUAUUUUUGAGUUUUCAGCUGUUAAAUACACGGUUACAUUCUUGUUAUCAGUAAAAAAUAGUCUGGAAUAAUUCAUUAUUUAUUAAGAAGGUAAAGGUUUAUCCCUCAAAAUUUAUGUUUGUUUUACAUGUGUUUGUAUUGAUUUCAAAUGAGUGAAUUAUUUUAGUGAAAUGAUAUGUUAUAUAUGUUAUAUUAAACUUGUUAAUGUUGUAUCUAUGUUUUCAAAGAAACUGCAUUUGUUUUCGAAGUAACAUUGCUUGAGCUGGGUUUUCGACAGCUAACGUUUGUUCUUUCACGGCAAAAACACAGAUGAAAUGGGUGAAUUCUAGUAUCCAUUUCUAGCCUAAAACGUGUUUAUUUGGUGUAAUGAUGUGUUCAUUUUUUGCUUUAAGUUGUCUUUCAUACUAAACAUCUAGUUGAACCCGGUGUAAUUACAGAGUGUCCUACUAGUCUUUCCUGAUAUCGAGUGUUUGUAUGACUUCUCUUAUUAAGAAAUAAAAUGAUUUACAUGUG